Brettanomyces bruxellensis is the source of this 1716-nucleotide messenger RNA. RefSeq lists its product as uncharacterized. The coding region runs from base 1 to 1716 and encodes 571 amino acids. The record is from RefSeq and is a predicted model, not a curated record. The transcript has a single exon. Gene Ontology annotation, cellular component: nucleus. Gene Ontology annotation, biological process: regulation of DNA-templated transcription. NCBI's taxonomy places the organism in Eukaryota, Fungi, Ascomycota, Pichiomycetes, Pichiales, Pichiaceae. Gene Ontology annotation, molecular function: DNA-binding transcription factor activity, RNA polymerase II-specific; RNA polymerase II transcription regulatory region sequence-specific DNA binding; zinc ion binding.
AUGAACGAGAUAGAUGGGCCCCAAAGUGGUAACGGCCUUUCGACGGAUGUAUCCGGACAAUCAGCGGACAAUACUCGGCUCAGCACAAUAAAUGCUGAAAGUGCAAUUAGUACACAGAAAAAUGACACAAAUGAUAAGAUCAAGGACGAAAAUGACAUCAGGAUCGCAGAUAUUCAUCAGGAGGGCAUUCAGAACAGCAAAGAAGAUAUGGAAAAGAAGCAAAAAGAUGAAAACUCCACAGUAAAAGCACCACAGAAAAGGAAAAGAAAGAGAAAGAAAGUGUCAAAUGCAUGUGUUUAUUGUCGCAGAUCUCACAUGAUUUGUGAUCCAGGGCGUCCAUGUCAGCGUUGCAUUAAACGGAAUAUCGGCCAUCUGUGCCGGGAUGAUGUCUCGAGGGGGAAAAAACGCAAAAGUCGGAAAAAAGGGUCCUUAGAUAUCAAUCAAAAUGCACAACAACCUUCAACUCAGCAUGCAUUUGCAUCUGGUGCACGGUUGUCCUCUGUAGAGGCUUCGGGUGCCGGUUUGGGGCAACCCCAGAUUGCUGGAUUGUACGACCAGACAGUGCAAGGUGCACAGCCCGGAAAACCCGUCGGGUACGCAAAGUCCCCAGAGCUGGUUUCGAACGCGGCAAGUGCCGCAAUCAACCAGAGGCCGUUUUUUUACUCGGAGCACGCAGGAUCGGAAUUUAACUCGUUGACUGAAUUUUUGUCGAUGAUCGAUGAUGCAGAUGUCAUGAAUACGAUCAGCAUGGAUGACGAUCCGAUGCUCCGGAAGCUUGAAACUACAUCCGCACUUGGAUACAGCGCAAAUAACUCUUCAACAAACUUGAACGGGCAGCAGUCGAUCGACGCGUCGGUGCCCGGAGCAGGCCAGUCGGUUUCCAAUUUCCGGUUUUCUCCGAUUACCCCGGGGGCACAAAUUCGGCAAUCGGAAGCCGGCCAGUCGGUGACUGGUGCAGGGGUGCAAUAUCGCAGCCAGAGCCAAGACUUAAAUCCAAACCAGAACCAAGUACAAAGUACAAACCAACGCCAAAGUCAGAACCCUGCAGUUCCAUACGUCUCAGAUGUUGCAAGAGCGAAAUUCUUUUUGACAGCUGCAGAUCCAACCACAGAAAUCUCACCUGAAGAGCGAUUAAAGCAGGUUAUUAAUGCCAAGCUUGAAGCUGGACUUCUCGAGCCUUACAACUAUGCAAGAGGCUAUCAGAGGUUACAAACAUACAUGGAUAAUCACAUGGCAGCAUCCUCCAGGCAACGGAUAUUGAAGCCAUUGUCGCUUUUUCGUCCCGGGUUUCGGGCCAUUGCCAAAUCCUUGAAAGAUAUCGAUUUAAUUCUGGUCGAGGAGAAUUUUGAGCGCAUGCUUUUGGAUUAUGACCGGGUUUUCACAUCAAUGGCAAUUCCUGCAUGUCUCUGGCGGAGAACUGGUGAAAUAUACAGAGGAAAUAAGGAAUUCGCUUCAUUGGUUGAAGUUUCCAUCGAUGAUCUGAAGAACGGCAAGCUCACAAUAUACGAAUUGAUGACCGAGGAAAGCAGUGUUAAUUUCUGGGAGAAGUAUGGGGCCAUUGCGUUUGAUAAAACGCAGAAAGCAGUUUUGACAAGUUGCAAUUUGCGGACAAAGGAUGGGAUGCGAAAGCAGAGGUGCUGCUUCAGCUUUACAAUCCGCCGAGAUAAGUAUAACAUCCCAAGCUGUAUAGUGGGAAACUUUAUUCCGAUUCAGUAG